Molecule: messenger RNA, 1363 nt
Organism: Schistosoma rodhaini
Lineage: Eukaryota; Metazoa; Platyhelminthes; Trematoda; Strigeidida; Schistosomatidae
Source: the annotation of a GenBank genome assembly
CUGACUUUUCCUUCCAUCUAGGACAGAUCGUUUGGAGGAAAUCCUAAGAAAUUUCAAAAACCAAGAUCAAAUCGUCUACUUCUGGAGUUUUUUUCUCUCACCGAGUAGUGAAUUACUGGGAUUAUCUACCGAAAAACGUAAUAUAAUCGCCUUCUGUUGAUAUAUUCAAAACGAAACUGAGCCUCCACAAUGUUGCAAAAUUCAAGGAUUAACAUAGGUCGGUAGACCUCCUAUCCUUAUUACUGAAGAUUGCGGUUAUUGUAAAAUGAAGGUCAAAUUGAAAAAGAAAAGUGCGGAAAAUGAGAAGGAAAACGAGGAAAUGUUCGUCAGAUUAGGAGAUGUACCUCUGGACAUAUUACGGUAUAAUAUAUCAAUGCAAUCAGGAGUGGAACGAAAGGAGACUCGUAAAUCUCUACUUCUCAAAAUGGGGGCUAAGAAACCGAAAAACCCAUACAUUAAUUACAAAGAACUCAUGCAGAAUAAGGCAAAGGCUAAGGCUGAUGCUGAAGCGUUUGCUUUUGAUGCUUCUUAACAGUGCUUAUCUCUGGUGAUAAUGUCAGUGAUUGUACAUCUACAUUGGUCUUAGUUUCGUCGAGGAUGAGACGGAUGAGUUCUUGCCCAUGGAUUCCCUUUAUAUAUCUACGCUAAUUUAAUAUUUAUGUCCGCUUCUUUAGGCUGGGAUAUCUUUUUUUAUUAUUCAGUUAACGGAAUGUUAUAUCCUCCACAAGUUUGUUGAACUUAAAAUUUUGAAUGAUAUUCUUGACUAAACAGUAGUUUGGGAAUUAUGUUUUUUUUUCUGAGUGAUAUUAUUUGUUAUAAUGAUUAUUUAACAACAGUUACAUUUCUUUUUAUUUAUUUACGUUGAAUUGGAAGUUGUAAGCUACUUACAGCUGACUAAAAUCCAUAACUGUAUGGAUGAUCUUAUCAAUUUAAAAAUAUCUUCAAGUAUAUCUAGAUAAUUUUAAUUGAUUCCUAGUCUCAUUAAUUGUUCAUUUAUAUACAUUAUUAAUACAAUAUAGAUUUUUAUGUUUUCCUCUUACGUGUUGACGACUAUUAUCUAUUGAAGAUUUCAUUUCAGCAUAAUCACAUCCUGUUGUAGUUACUGAACUUCCGUAACUUGUUAAACUUGGCUGACUUUGAUUAACAGAAGAUGGAUUCUGUACGUAAAGUAAUUGACGUUUAUUUGUUUCAUGAGUUAGUUGAUCUUUGAGUUGUUGAAUCUGUUAUGAACGCAAAGAAAGAUAGGUAGAAAGUGAAUUUAAUAAUCUAUUCCUUUAUAGUACUUAGUAAUAUGAAGUUUUAAUGAUGACAUAAAUGUAUCAAGGGAUCGGCUAGGGUAAUACUGUGGUGUGGUCUACUUAUA